Coffea arabica (coffee) is the source of this 2520-nucleotide messenger RNA. The record is from RefSeq and is a predicted model, not a curated record. Lineage: Eukaryota; Viridiplantae; Streptophyta; Magnoliopsida; Gentianales; Rubiaceae.
AUGGAUAGAAAUGCAAAACGCCGCAAACGUUAUGCAGAAAUGCCCCCAGAAAGGAAGGAUGAACUUUUACGCUGCCAAAGGCAAGCUAGCGCGCGUCGUUACGCACAAAUGCCACAGGAUAAAAAGGAUGCUCUUUUACGCCGUCGGAGGGAGGCUAAUGCUUCAAAGAAGCAGAAAAUGCCCCCUUCUGCCUCUGAUUGUGUGUCAAAACCCGGCACUUCUAGGAGAAAACAUCCAGCUAACGCUCAAAAAACUCCGUUAGUUCCUGUAGGGACAGCCAUUAGUUCUCCUGAUGCUUUUAUACACCCUGCUCCUGCUCAAAAUACUGAUCCUCUGGUCAGUGAUGAGUUAGCCAGUACUAAAAAUGCUGAUCUUGUGGUCAGUGAUGAGCUAGCCAGUAGAGCCUCACAUUCUUUUGCCAUUCAGUCAGAAGACGUGCUAGACGGUGCUCCAUUACCGCACCUGUUCAGCUCUACAAAUACUUCAUUGGAGUGUGAAAAGCAUGCUUCCUCCUCUGUUCAUGCAAAUUCCGUUCCUUCUAAUGGUCAACAAGGAAAUGCAGCUUGCUUUACCACUGUCAAACGUGCUUCCCUGACCAGAAAAACAUCCAGCUCAGGUCAUCAGCGAAACUCUAGGAAAACUAUUCGCUCUCGUUUAGAAAGGAUUCCUGACCGUUCUUUGCUUCUCCCUGAAUCUCCAAGUUGUCAGUAUUGUGGAGCUAUAAGGUUCCAUUUAGAACCUCCUAAUUUCUGCUGUUCAGGGGGGGAAGUUUCGCUUGUCACUUCAACAAUGCCUUAUGAUCUGCGCCGCCUCUUCAUCGGUGAUGAUGAAGAAUGUGACCAUUUCAGGAAGAAUGCUCGUACAUACAAUAACAAUGUUUCUUUCACUACUUUUGCUGCAAAGUAUGAUCCAGAACUGACGAAAAAUAAGCACGGUGUUUAUACGUUUCGCGUGCAGGGCCAAGUAUAUCACUUUCUUGAUAGCUUGGUGUCACACCGUCGCAAUCCAUCUGGUAUUCAGUUGUACUUUUUUUAUACCGAUGAGGAACUUGCAAUGAGGCUUGAUGCUUCCUCUCGGCUGCGCGAAAACACCCUUAGAUUGCUUAUGCGCAUUUUAGCUAGCAAUCCUUAUGCCAGGUUCUUUAAGGAUUUGCGUCAUGUUCCUGAUCUCGACCACCAUAGAAUUGUGCUUAAUUGCAAUCCAUCUCUUGAUCAGCGUGUAUAUAAUCUUCCAUCAGCUUCUCAAGUUGCUGCUAUAUGGACUGAAACUGAUGAUGAAUCAAUAGAUAAGUCUGUCCAUAUUCAGUACCCUUUAUUAUUCCCUCGUGGUGAGUCUGGAUGGCAUCAUGGAAUUCAGAGGAUUACGUCCGAAAAUAGGAAACGAUCACGUCAUGUUUGUGAGGAUGAUAUUCCUAUUGAUCCAGCUUCUAUCAGUGGUCCAUCUGAUCUGAUUAAUCUGGAACAAAGAGUCACUGAUCGUGGCAAGAAACAGAAAACUAAUGUCACAGCUAGGGAAUACUACUGUUAUAAGUUUCAAAUGAGAACUGAAGAUGAGUCCAUGUUGUUACAUGCCUUGAGAUUGUUACAGCAGUAUGUUGUUGAUAUAUACGUUAAGAUAGAGACAUCUAGGCUUGAUUUUCACAGAAGAAAACAAAAUACGAUUCGGACUAAAGCUCUCCAAGGAAUAAUGGAUAGUGUCUCUUUAGGCCAAACCUCAGGUUCUAAAGUUGGCCGACGAAUAUAUUUGCCAGCUUCCUUUCUCGGAGGGCCUCGGGAUAUGCGGCGUAGAUAUCUUGAUGCAAUGGCUUUAGUGCAAAAAUUUGGAAAGCCUGACAUUUUUUUGACCAUGACAUGCAAUCCACUAUGGCCAGAAAUUCAGGCAAAUCUGAAAUACAAGGAAAAACCUCAGGACAGACCCGAUCUUUUUGCUAGAGUGUUCAGGGCAAAGUUUGAAAUGCUGAAAGCAGAGGUCAUUACAAAGAAAAUCUUUGGAGCCGUAGCAGCCUAUGCUUAUGUCAUUGAAUUUCAAAAAAGAGGUUUUCCUCAUGCUCACCUACUACUCAUAUUGAAACCGCAGUUUAAGCCUCUUAAUCUAGAAGCAUAUGAUAAAAUUGUUUCCGCUGAGCUGCCUGAUCGUAAAGAACAUCCUCAUCUUUAUUCUCUUGUUGUAAGGCACAUGAUACAUGAACCUUGUGGACAAAUGAACAAAAAUAGUCCUUGUAUGAAAAACGGUGUUUGCAAAAAUCAUUAUCCAAAGGGGUAUUCUGAGCAUACGACUCACGGUGAGGAUAGCUAUCCAAAUUAUCGAAGGCGAAAGGAUGGAAAAAAUAUUAGAGUCAAAGGCUAUGAUUUGGAUAAUAGAUGGAUCAUCCCAUAUACUCCAUACUUGCUAGCCUUGAUCGAUUGUCACAUCAACGUGGAAAUUUGUUCAACUAUCAAGUUAGUUAAGUACUUAUACAAAUACAUAUUUAAAGGCCAUGACCUUGUCAACUUCCACAUCAUAGCUGAUGAAACACCUUAA